GGGGAGUGAAAACGUCCCAAGUUCGGUUGCACCACUGAUCUCUUGCCUCGCUUUUGGACUAGUGUUGCGGAAACAAAAUCCCAUAUAUGCUGUGUAUAUAUAUGCUACAUAUUAAUGCAGAUAGCAUGGUCCACUAGUCGUUAUAGCGUGUGGUUUACAACAACUUGUCGCCGGCAAAAGUGACAAAAGCCAAACAAGUUUGGCCCGAUUUUAAGCUAGAUCUCGCGAGAGCAUGCCGAAUGCCGGCUGGGCUUAAUUAAAUUAAUAUAAUUUCGGGAGAACGAUCUCGAGUGUGUGAGUGCUUCAAUUAAAUCCAAUAAAUCAUAAAUAAGUGAGUGCCAACCCAACGGAUCCUGUUUUAGUGGUGUGUUUCCCUCGUGCAAUUGUGAUUUAUUGGCCGGGGUGAAUUCAAGUGGAAUUACGAAUGCGAAAACUUAAUUUUGAUGAGUUCCAAUGAAAGUUGAAUCGAAAAUGUUCCCCCUCAUAUGCCUCGCCCUCGUGGCCCAUCUGCCAUCGCAAAUCGAAGCCUUUAAUUUCAUGCCCCGUGCGAGCAUGGUGAUAAACGCCCCGACGAAUCUUAAGUUCUACAUGAACCAAACUCGCAGCUCCUACUUUGGAUACACGCUAGUCAUUCGUGAAACCAGCAUCAUAGUGGGAGCUCCUCGGGCGCAAUCCACUUUAGAAUCGCAGCGCAACAUCAACGAGACCGGGGCCAUCUACCGGUGCUCCCUGACGGACGGAGUCUGCAGUCCGUAUGUCCUGGACUCCCGAGGAGAUGUCGAUGCGCCGUACAACGAGUACACCUGGGACUCGAUGCGCAAGGACUUCCAGUGGCUGGGCGGAUCGAUGGAUGGCGGCACCCGCGACACCGACAAGCUGCUCGUCUGUGCCCCCCGAUUGUACGCGACCAGUCCCAGGGACUAUCACCUGCACGGCGUGUGCUACUGGGUCAACAACACACUGGCCAGCACUCCGGGGCAUGUGACCCGCAUCUCACCACUGCGCCUGAAGGCACUGCAGGUGAUCGAGGAGGACGACGGCGUCAAGGCCAGCUUCAACUACAUCAUGGGCGAAAUGGGUCUGAGUGCCCAUGUGGCGGACGACAAUUCCAAGUUUCUGAUCGGAGCCCCCGGCAUCAAUACGUGGAAGGGAUCGGUGGUCCUCUAUCGGCAGGUGGAUCCCGUGGAGAAUCCCACCGCCAGCAGACGUGACACGAGCAAGGCGCUCCACCACCGCGCCAUCCGUGAUGUGGACACCAACGAGUAUAUACCGGAGCACUAUGCCCCUGAGAUCCCCAAGCCACUGCUUUGGAAGCAGGAGGAUGACUCGUACUUCGGCUAUGCCGUGAGCUCCGGCUACUUUGACAGCUCCAACCCGAAAACCCUGCUCUACGUGGCCACCGCUCCGCAGGCCAACAAGCAGUCCGGCGAGGCUUACAUCUUUGAUGUGCGGGGAAAGAGCAUCCACAAGUUCCACGUCUUCCGGGGCGAACAGUUUGGCGAGUACUUUGGCUACUCCGUUCUGGCGGAGGAUCUCAAUGGCGACGGCAAGACGGAUGUCAUCGUAUCUGCUCCCUUCCACGCUCUGGAGGAUUCCUACGACAAUGGUGCCAUCUAUGUGUUCAUCAACAAGGGCUUUUUCAACUUUGAACGGAAGAUUUUACGUUCGCCAGUGGGCACCAGAGCGCAUUUCGGAACUACUCUUGCUCGUCUGGGCGACAUCAACCACGAUGGCUAUAAUGACGUGGCCGUGGGAGCUCCCUUCGCCGGAAACGGAUCGGUGUUCAUCUACUUGGGCGGCGAACUUGGCUUGCGGGAUCAGCCAAGUCAGCGACUGGACGCUCCUGCCCAGCAAGCUUCCAAAUACGGAUCACAAAUGUUCGGACAUGGUCUCUCGCGCGGAUCGGACAUAGAUAAUAAUGGAUUCAACGACUUUGCCAUCGGAGCCCCCAAUGCUGAGGCCGUGUACCUGUAUCGCGCCUAUCCCGUCGUUAAAAUUCAUGCCACCGUGAAAUCGGAAUCGCGGGAGAUUAAGCCGGAGCAGGACAAGGUGAAGAUCACCGCCUGCUACCGGCUGAGCACCACUGCAAGGGCAACGGAGGUGCAGCAGCAGGAGCUGGACAUCCGGAUCGCCAUCGACACGCAGUUGAAGCGGGUUAAGUUUGCCCAGUCGCAGACCAAUGAGAUGAGCUUCAGGGCGAAUGCGGGCCUAGGCGAACAGUGCCGGGUGUACGAGGCACAGGUGCGCUACAGCGAGAAGGACAUUUUCACGCCCAUCGACCUGGAGAUGCACUACGAGCUGACCAAGAAGAUUCCCGACUCGGAGGUGUUCUGCGAAACCUGCGUGGCUGUGGAUCCGGCGGAGCCAAAGGUUUACACCGAGAAGAUCAUUUUCAGCACGGGCUGUGCCACCGCUGUUUGCACCGCCGAUCUGCAGUUGAGGAGCAAGGAUGUGAGCCCCACUUAUAUUUUGGGCAGUGCCGAUACCCUGCGUCUGAAUUACGAGAUCACCAACAACGGAGAGACCGCCUAUCUGCCCCAGUUCAAUGUGACCAGCACCUCGCGUUUGGCCUUCGCUCAGGUUCCCGGAAAUUGCAAGGUGGCCGAUGCAGUAAUGGUCUGCGAUCUGAACCGAGGACGACCACUGGCCAAGGGUGACAGUGACUCCGUGACCAUCAGCUUCGAUGUGAGCCAACUCAGCGGACAGUCGCUGAUCAUCCAUGCGGAGGUAUUCAGCACGGGGUACGAGAAGAAUCCCACGGACAACAGGCAGACCAACGUGAUUGGCCUGCGGGAGUACACCGAAAUCGAUGCCAGCGGUGGCCAGACAAACGAUCAAAUCGAUUUGGAGCACUACAGCAACUCGGCGGAAAUCAUCAACCAGUACGAGAUCAAGAGCAACGGGCCCAGUGUCAUCGAGCAGUUGACCGUGUCCUUCUACAUACCCAUUGCCUAUAAGGUGGCUGGCCAGACUGAAGUGAUACCCAUCAUAAACAUAACCAGCCUGAAGAUGCAGGCCUCCUAUGAUUCCCAGCUGCUGGGCGUGGAUCUGUACGACCAGAACAAUACGCUGCUGAUUGUGGAGUCCCUUGAGGUGGCCACUACCACCACGCUGAGCGGAGGCUUGGAGCGCACUGUGAUCACCCAAAAUGGACAGGGCUACGACAUCCACACCAGUGGACAUGUGCACCAGACGAUGCAGGUGCUCGACCCCGACAUGGUGGCCACCGCCUCCAUGUCCCGCCGGCGUCGCGAUCUCAAGGCCUUGACCGCCCACCGGGAGCAGUAUGCUCGCAUCUCGAAUGUCAAGGCCCACGAUCUGCUGAGCGAUGACUUCAAAGACAAGCUGCCGGUGAAUCGCACCAUCGUGUUCAAUUGUCGCGAUCCCGAGAUGACCAUCUGUGUGAGGGCCGAAAUGCGCGUCCACUUUAGGCCGGAGAAGUCCAUUAACCUGAACAUGCGCUACAAGGUGGAUCUGAACCAGGUGAAUGCCAUUCUGAUGGACCCCUGGGAGUACUUUGUCAUCCUCACCGACCUGAAGCUGCUCAAGAAGGGCGAUCCCACGUCCAACACGUUUCUGAUCAACCAGAGGAUCGAGCCGAACAUCAUAUCCAAGCAUCUGGAGGCUGGACUGCCCAUCUGGAUCAUCAUUUUGUCCGUGAUCGGUGGCCUCCUGCUGCUCGCCGCUAUAAGCUAUACUCUGUACAAGUUUGGCUUCUUCAAUCGCGCCAAGAAGGAGGAGCUGGACAGGUUGGUUCAGCAGAACCCCGUCGAACCGGAGGCGGAAAAUCUGAACAGUGGGGCCAACAACUAGCUCGGGACAAGAUGUUCCCUAGCCGUAUACACAUCACAUUCUAAAUGGAUGGACCAGUUACUAAAGCCUAGUUUCACAACGGGAAGACUACCUACCCACUGAGUGUGUUCUCAAGCAUUUAAAAAAGCAGCUUAAAACGAAAAGCGAUCUACGAAAAGUACGUGCAACUUGCAAACCUCAAAGCAUUUAAUGUUCUUGUUGGUUUCAUUUUCUAGUGGCACAAGUCGUGUGCCUUGUAAUUUGUAGCCUACAACUAAUUUGUACGAAAGUCCCAUGUGUGCUGCACCAGCCAUAUUGCCAUUUGUUGUAUAUAUUUAUUAAACUUUUUAAUUAAUCGUAAUUUUAAUGACGUUGUAAAGGCAACUUUACAUGGCGACGUAAAAGACUUUAUUAAUGUGUAAAUUGUAAAAACGAAAUAUAAGCGAUAUCAUAAGCCCCAAAAACAGAUUGUUUAGAACUUAUUCUUGUAUUAUAAUAGAGUAUUAAAACAACGAAGAAUGAAUAAAAAUGAAAACGAAACAAA
Molecule: messenger RNA, 4336 nt
Organism: Drosophila elegans
Lineage: Eukaryota; Metazoa; Arthropoda; Insecta; Diptera; Drosophilidae
Product: integrin alpha-PS3
Exons: 8
Coding region: 454-3813 (1119 amino acids)
Biological process (GO): cell-cell adhesion; cell adhesion mediated by integrin; integrin-mediated signaling pathway
Cellular component (GO): external side of plasma membrane; integrin complex
Molecular function (GO): integrin binding
Source: RefSeq, a predicted model, not a curated record